CUUAACUGGCCAUUUAACCCUCAUCUCCAUAUAAGCAUCUCUCAUCUUGCUGCUACUUCCAAAUUGGCCUGAGUGAGAAACUUAGGAUUUUCCUGAGAAAAAAAGAAAGAAAAAAGAAAACACAUGAAGAUUGACAAGGAAAUCUCUCACCCCAUCCACCUACAACACAAGCUCAAGAUUGAAUACACAGAGAUCCCAUUCUACUGUGAUGGGUGCAAAGAACCUGGCAUUGGCCUCAAAUACAAGUGUCAGAAAUGUGAAUUUGACUUGCACAAGGCAUGUGCUGUGGCUGCUCCCAACAUCCACCAUCCCUACUACAACAAAUGUGAGUUUCAGUUUCUUUACAACCCGCCUGGCGCUGCUAGGAGAGUGUGUGAUGCAUGUAGGAAGGAUGUUUUGGGGUUUGUGUACCACUGCUGGAAAUGUGAUUUUGAUCUGCACCCUUGUUGUGCAAACCUCCCAAAAGUCCUAGAUGAUGGGGAGCACAACCUUUACUUGUGCCUCAAGUUAUCUAGUCCUUGUCAUAGGUGUGGAGGCAAGGGGCCUGGUUGGUCUUACAGGUCUGAUUGCAAGACCUAUAACCUUCAUGUGUCAUGUGUGAAGGAGUUGCUUGUGGAGAGCUGGCAAGCCAUGUAUCUCAAUGUGGACAAGAACAAAGUUAGGGAAAUGCAGACUAGAAUCCCAAGCCUCAAGGGAACACUGAAAAACCAUCAUGGAGGGAGAGGACGAGGAGGAGGAAAGGUCAGAAAGUGUUGCCAGAUUGCUGGUGGUGCCGUUCGUGUUAUUGUCUCUGCAAUCCUGGGAGAUCCUACUGCUCUUAUAGGCUCUGUUAUCGGCGGUUUCAUAUCCAAGUAGAAGGGGGGGAAAUGAAAACAAGUGUGCUUAGUAUGUCUUGUUAUUACUUUUCUUCAUGUUUUCCUGUUUCACAGUUUGUUACUUGGUUACAUGUAAAUUUAUAAGUACUGUGUGUGUGAACGAUUAGGACCCUGCAGUGUCCUCCAAAUCUGCAUAUUAAAGUUAAAAAUAUGUUUAGAUA
This is a messenger RNA of Prunus mume (Japanese apricot), 1036 nucleotides long. RefSeq names its product protein VACUOLELESS GAMETOPHYTES-like. The record is from RefSeq and is a predicted model, not a curated record. Lineage: Eukaryota; Viridiplantae; Streptophyta; Magnoliopsida; Rosales; Rosaceae.